AUUUGUUUAAAACAAUUUUGAUACAAUUAACAAUAACAGCCGACUAUGCGCGACAAUACGCCACCGCAUCGUCCGGACUUUGAAGACGACGACGAUGAGAUACUGGAAGAGAUCGAGCUAGACGCGAAUGCAGCGCCGUCUCUGGACGAGGACGAUGACUUGGAGGAGGUGACGCUGGAGCAGCUGGAGGCACGUCUGGGACUUCACGACGAAGACGAUGAAUAUGAAAUGGAUGAGGAGUCUAUCCGGGACCGAGAGCGCAUUGCGAACAUAAUAGACGAGGCGGUACUCACGUUCCGCAACCAUACAGCACCGGUCUUCGCCUGCAGCCUGCAUCCGCACUACAAUUGGGCGGUGACGGGCAGCGAGGACGAUUUAGCCUUUGUUUGGGACACGAGCAACAGCGAGGUGCUCUACAAGAUCACCGAACACAAGGACACCAUCACCGAGGCGCACUUCAGCCACGAUGGCGCUUACCUGGUAACGGGAGAUCUUGCCGGUGAGAUCAAUGUCUUCAAAGUGAGCGAGCAGCGCGAGGAGCGCCCCAUUCUGACCAAGGUCUGGGAAUACUCCAUGUCUGACAUGUCGUGGCUCUUCUGGCAUCGCGGUGCCCAUGUGCUCCUGGCGGGCAGCGACAGCGGCGAGGUGUACGUCUGGCGCAUUCCCAGCGGAGAUUGCAAAAUCCUUGCCGGUCAGGGGGCGCGCUGCGAGUCCGGAGAACUGAGCGGCGACGGCAAGAAACUGCUAACGGCCUAUAUGAAUGGCGCCGUCAAGCUCUGGGACCUGAAAACCUGCCAGGUGCUCAUGGAGGUGAACGAGCAGCACCCGAUGGGCUUCGGUGAGGUCACCCACGCAGUGGUGGCCUGUGAACUCGACUCUCCCUUCUACAUCUGCGCCGAGGGCGGAGGAAAAAUGCUAUUCUGCACCAACAGUGGACCCGUCAGUGUUGUGCAGUCGGAGCACGGCAUCGAGUGCAUUGCCUUUGCUCCCGCUUCUUCGGACUUAAAGCUCUUUGCCUGCGGCUCGCUGGACGGUCACAUAUCCAUAUGGGACUACUCAAAGUAUUCGCUGCGCACUGUCUGCGAGAAUCCAGUGCCCAACGAUGGCGUCCUUAGGAUCAAAUGGCUGAACGACAAUACUAUCAUGGCGGCCACAUCGAACGGCAAUCUGAAUGCUUUCGAUGCCCGCACGGGCACCCUGAAGUUUACCCUCACCGGACACUUCUGUCACAUCUACGAAUUGGCCUACAAGCCUCUGGACAGCCUGCUGUUGACGGUAUCCGAGGACACUACAGCCAAGAUAUUUAAGGUUCCGCCGCUGGGCGAUUAAUGCAGGUGCUAAAACUGAUAACGUGCUGUUCGAGUAUAUGUACAUAAAUAGACAAUACAUAUGAGUGUAAAGGA
Messenger RNA from Drosophila persimilis, 1403 nucleotides. Its product is annotated as angio-associated migratory cell protein. The record is from RefSeq and is a predicted model, not a curated record. Bases 46 to 1329 code for a protein of 427 amino acids. The transcript is spliced from 3 exons. Gene Ontology annotation, molecular function: protein binding. NCBI's taxonomy places the organism in Eukaryota, Metazoa, Arthropoda, Insecta, Diptera, Drosophilidae.